Messenger RNA from Suillus plorans, 639 nucleotides. RefSeq lists its product as uncharacterized. The record is from RefSeq and is a predicted model, not a curated record. Bases 1 to 639 code for a protein of 212 amino acids. The transcript is spliced from 3 exons. Lineage: Eukaryota; Fungi; Basidiomycota; Agaricomycetes; Boletales; Suillaceae.
AUGAUAAUAUAUGCUACACACGACAUUCUGACUGAGGAAGACUCUCUGCUUGGAUACCUUUUACUUCGCUGCAUGUGCCUUUACCUUGAGGUCGACAUGUAUGCCGCCUUCGAGGUUCACACAGCCAAUACAAUCAGCGAGGGCAGAGGUGCCAUUCAAGCCCUGACGGUGUUUAUGAAGGUGUGUCUACAAUACAUCACGGUGACUGAGGAGGACGACAAAAACUGGAAUUUUCCAAAACUCCACAUGACCACGCACCUCUUCGAUGAUAUUGAAGCUAAGGGAGUCACGAGGAACUACAACACGAAGCCGAAUGAACAAAUGCACGGUCCAUUGAAGGAUUGGUACCAGCGCCGGACCAAUUUUAAGAAUGUCGCCGAACAGAUUCUUCGUUUAGACCACUGGCUACUCGUUGCGGAUGACAUUCGUCGUCGAAUCUUUGACUUUGAUGAGUAUUCAAGGGCGAAAUCACAAGGCCAAAUAAACGAUAUCGAUGACAUUGACAACGACGCCCAUGAGGAUGGCCUCGAUUCUGAUUUGACAGAUCCUAUUCUACAUGACUUCAACCCUUUAGAUGGAUCUCUGCACGUGAAAUUAGGGUCGCGGUGUAGAAACAACAAUACAGAGUGGAACAAAUGA